AUGGAUCAGUUUUCCAGAUCUCCCUCGGAUUUUUUUGCAAAGGAAGCAGUAUUUUCCUUAGCCUCUGCAGUGGGAAGACCUCUAACAGUUGAUAUGGCUACAAAAAACAAAAUAAGACCAAGUUGCGCCAAGGUAAAAGUUGAAAUUGAUCUAUUAGCCAACCAUCCAAAAAGGAUUAAAAUUGUAGAAGAGGAUGAUAUUAUUGGAGAAAUCAAAUCCAAGUGGAUUAAAAUUCAAUACGACUACCUCCCCAAGUAUUGUAGGCACUGCAAACUAGAGGGACAUGGAGAGAUUGAAUGUAGAGCAUUGAAUCUAGAGCUGGAAAAACAAUUCAAGGAACAGAUUGAAAAAGACAACAAGAAAACUGAAACUACAAUUAAUCAACCUAAAAACAAGGAGAAAGAAGAAGACCUGCAAAAGAAAGAGGAAUCAAGUCAGGUUGUAGCAAAGGUUGAUUAUAAGUCACAACCAAACAAGGACAAUCAGGAAAUACAGAAAACUGAUAAUAAAACACAAGAAGAUGAGGCACAAAAAGUACAAGAAACAGCAAAGGAAUGGGUUACAAGGGCUUUCCCCAAUGAGAAGGAAAAGGAAAACAACAAAGAAAAGCAAGGAGAUAAGGUGGAAAUCUCAUCAGAUGGUGAAGAAAAAAUUGAUUAUUCAGCAUCUACAAACAAAAGUGCAGUAAAAAGUAAUAAUGAAAUAGCAGAUAAUUCUAGCACUAAUGUAGGGGAUGGAACACAAGAGGAUAACACCAACAGUAACCAGUCCAUUGAAAACUACACUAAUAAAAACAGCAGAAACCAAUUAAAAAAAAAAACAUCUUUAACAAAGAAACAGGGGACUGAAAAUACAGCACAACAACAGUUACAAGAUACUGGAUAUAAACAUGAAGAUAUAGAUGAAGAGGAUAUCAGUAUUAAUAUUCAAAAUGUAGCUAAUACUGGGGAUUUAUCGCCAAAGCAAAUUGAUAGAUUGAAGUCACUUGGAAAGCAAAAGUGGAAACAAUCAAAAGACAACAAAAAACAAUCAGUACUACCUACAAGGGGAGUACAGACAAGGAGAACAGCAACCAAAACAUUUAUUUUACCAUGA
Lycium barbarum (goji berry) is the source of this 1095-nucleotide messenger RNA. RefSeq lists its product as uncharacterized. The record is from RefSeq and is a predicted model, not a curated record. The transcript has 3 exons. The coding region runs from base 1 to 1095 and encodes 364 amino acids. NCBI's taxonomy places the organism in Eukaryota, Viridiplantae, Streptophyta, Magnoliopsida, Solanales, Solanaceae.